Molecule: messenger RNA, 3934 nt
Organism: Oncorhynchus keta (chum salmon)
Lineage: Eukaryota; Metazoa; Chordata; Actinopteri; Salmoniformes; Salmonidae
Product: alanine aminotransferase 2-like
Exons: 11
Coding region: 180-1850 (556 amino acids)
Biological process (GO): biosynthetic process
Molecular function (GO): L-alanine:2-oxoglutarate transaminase activity; pyridoxal phosphate binding
Source: RefSeq, a predicted model, not a curated record
GUAUCUGAAGAACAGGAACAACUCUGGUAUAAAGUGUUUUUUUUUCUCCUGCUGGAGAAUACAGAUUUCGCGCUCGGUUAUCCCUCGGUUAUCCCUCGAGCACCGCCUCUUCCUCACAUCGUUCUUCAUUUUCAGCGGUCAUUAAUUUCUGUGCUUCUUCUAGCUAACCUUCUGAGAUCAUGCAUCGACUUCAGCACUUGGCGAAUAGAUCAUUGAUUGCACGUGUUUUUAACCAGUCUCCAGCCCUUGUGCGGACAAAGGCUUGGGAAACCUCAUGUUUAGUGCAGUCCAUACGACUCAAAACACAAGGACCCGUUGAACAGUAUGGACAGAAGAGAUUCAGUACAGCGGAGGCAACCGUGGUUUUAAGAGAGAAUGGCAAGAUGCGAGAAAAGAGUCUGACCAUGGACACCCUCAAUCCGCACGUGAAAGCGGUGGAGUACGCUGUGAGAGGACCCAUUGUCACAAAGGCUGGUGACAUCGAGAGAGGCUUGCAACAGGGUCAGAAACACCCCUUCACUGAGGUCAUCAAAGCCAACAUUGGAGAUUCGCAUGCCAUGGGGCAGAAGCCAAUCACCUUUCUCCGUCAGGUGGUGGCUCUCUGCUCAUUCCCAGAGCUGUUGGACAGCUCUAGUUUCCCGGAGGAUGCCAAACAACGUGCCCGUCGCAUUCUACAGGGCUGUGGGGGACAGAGCUUGGGGUCGUACAGUGCCAGCCAGGGAGUGGACUGUAUUCGGCAGGACAUUGCUGUCUACAUCGAGCAACGGGAUAAGAGUGUGCCUGCCGACUGGGACAAUAUUUACCUCACCACCGGAGCUAGUGAUGGCAUCGUGAGCAUCUUGAAGAUGCUGGUGUCGGGCCAGGGCCGGUCCAGGAGUGGUGUGAUGAUCCCCAUCCCUCAGUACCCCCUGUACUCUGCAGCCAUCUCUGAGUUGGAGGCCGUUCAGAUCAACUACUACCUGGACGAGGACAACUGCUGGGCCAUGGAUAUCAACGAGCUACACAGAGCCUACCAGGCUGCCAAGGAGCACUGUCACCCCAGAGUCAUCUGCAUCAUCAAUCCAGGCAACCCUACCGGUCAAGUGCAGAGUAAGAAGUGCAUCGAGGAAGUCCUCCACUUUGCCUAUGAGGAGAAUCUGUUUGUUAUGUCCGAUGAGGUGUAUCAGGACAACGUGUACUCCCCAGACUGUCAGUUCCACUCCUUUAAGAAGGUGCUCUAUGAGAUGGGCCCUGAGUACUUCAACACUGUCGAGCUGGCCUCAUUUCACUCCACCUCCAAAGGCUACUCAGGAGAGUGUGGGUUUAGAGGGGGCUAUAUGGAGGUUCUCAACCUCGACCUGGAGGUCAAGGCCCAGCUGAUGAAGCUGCUUUCUGUUCGACUGUGUCCCCCUGUCUCUGGACAGGCUGCCAUGGAUGUCAUCGUCAACCCUCCUCUGCCACACGAACCCUCCUAUCUCCAGUUCCACAAGGAGAAAAGUGCUGUGCUUGGAGCUCUGGCUGAGAAGGCCCAGAUGACUGAGCAGAUCCUCAACACGGUGCCUGGGAUAAAAUGUAACCCUGUGCAGGGAGCCAUGUACGCCUUCCCACGCAUUUUCAUCCCCCCACGAGCUGUGGAGGAGGCCAUGUCCCUGGGAAUAUCUCCUGACAUGAUGUACUGUCUGAGACUGCUUGAGGAGACUGGCAUCUGCCUCGUUCCAGGCAGUGGCUUCGGCCAGAGGGAAGGGACGUAUCACUUCAGAAUGACCAUUCUGCCCACGGCAGAGAAGCUGAAGGUGCUCCUGGAGAAGCUCCGGGAUUUCCACAUCAAGUUUCUGAAGGAGUACGCGUCGUUGGAGGAACCAAAGAGAUGAGAGCACAGAGGAUGACAGACAGGACGCACUGAAACAGUUCAGAUAGUUCCAGUUUGAGAAUGUUUAACACACAAACAAAACCAGCAUUUACAGCUGUGUCGACUUUUUGUCGAAGUUUUAUCUGAUUUUAGGAACAGUACUUGUUUGAGAGACAUUUGUGCCUUUGUCAGACGAGGUAAAAGUGUGGGGAGAAACUAUGCUGUCUGUACAGAGAUGUUAAAGGGGCAAUCUGCAGUUGCUACAUACAUUUUAGGACUUGUCAAUUAAAUUGCAGUUCAAUGUACAAAUUGAUUCUUGAAGAAUACAACUUAUAAAUGCUUCAUAAGCUGUCGUACCCCAUCAGAACACAAAUAUAAGCUUUGUAAAUGUAAACAAACUAUAUAGCCUUAACAUGGUUAAAACUGUAAUAUUGAUUUCAUGGAUGAUCAGUCUUUGCAUCCAUUGCUCUAGCUAUGAAUUUGGUUACAAUUCUCCAGUCCCAUCCCUCAGAUUUUUAUUGAAACUGGCAGUGAGGACGUUUUAUUGUAACUACUGCUGAUUGCCCCUUUAACACUAAAGCAAUGUACAUUGUGAUGUACGCAAAGGUGCUCCACUAUAGAGGAUGCACUGGGGAAUUAUUUUCUAGCACUCCAUUUUGUUGUUUUUGUGCCCGGGAAGUUAUUUACACUUUUGUAUUUUCUACCUGUCUUGAGGCUUUUCUGUCUCCUUAGAGGCAUUUUGUGUUAGUGCUCUACACUGUGGGGCACUGUAAGUGCAAAUAUUAUCUUAGAACCAGCUGUACAUUUCCAUGUGCCAAAUGGAACUGGGGAACAGAGGUUGUUUCUGUAGGUCAUGGACUCCGGACAAUGAGUACUGCUACAUCAGCUCUUUCUGGUCCGAAAAACAGCAGGGAGGGAUUCUCCUCACCAUUUAUAACAACAUCCUGUCUCUCCAAGUCAUACAGCUUUGAGUCUGCAUAGCUCCCUGUUGGGCACAUGCUUACCCAUAUAGUACCUGUCUAGCAUGACACUGAUCUGAGGUAUCAGAUGCACUUGGAGAGUUUUUUUUUCAAGGUGUGUUUGUGUGUCCCGUACUCUCUGCCUAGUUGCAGUAUUAUGUGCUUGUUAUGGAAAUAAAUGCAGUUGUUUGUGUGCUACUUUGAAAUGAGCUUAAAGGUCAAACCAAGGGAAAUGUAGGUUCUGAUAAUACUGUAUAUCGACAUGUGCCCUUAUUAGGCUAUUUAUUGCAUAGAUAGUUUACACAUUCUUUUACUGACAGUGGCUUUAUGUCUUUCAUUCACAUUUGUAUCACACCCGAGAAUGAGAAAGGGAGUACGGUGACAUCUCAGACAAUGGAGAUGGUGGGUUGAAUGCACUUCAGUGUUUUUGUUUGUUAAAUGUUUUUGGAAUCCUUCCGCCUGUGUCUCUUUCUGCACACUGCAAGCGGGGGUAAAUGUAAAGUGAAACACAGCAUUUAUACAGCAUUUACAGUGAAACACUUUACAAUUUCCUUUUUUUAGGUUGGAGAUGAGCAUAGUGACCCACACAAGGCAGUCUUAAAGCUUCAGUCCAAUGAAUUGAGCCAGCCGAUGAACUGUGGUUCUCUGAUACCGUAUCAUCUCAUCUCUAUUUUCGUAUGCAGUUUAAUGCUGAAUGAAGUGUUGACGCAUUAAUGUAACCUGGGGAGCCAUUCAAUGUAUGAAACUCUUGACUGACCUCAACAUGAAUUGUUUUUAACCAUUUGACUGCAAUGGGGUGCCUUCAAUGGCAAUGAGCUGUAAUUUACAUUGAGUGACUUUUGAGAAUGUCAACAAAUUAAUAUUUUUUUAUUAAUACUAUGACAUUUUUAAAAAUGCAAAUUUUCUGCUAAAUUUUUGUGCCUGCUUUCUUUUCAACAUUCUUCAUGAGCUGAAAGUUAACUGGAAAAGGUUUUGGGUUCAACAUCGAUGUGCUUAUAAAUAUCAAAUUUCUAACUGAAAUAAGACUUAACCCUAGUUUUAUCUUGUCAUGUUUAUGUUUUGGAUAUUAAUAAAAAUGUUUUCCCAGAUUUGGAUUUCUUAUUUUGUUAUUUCUGUUGUUUUGUACAAUAAAUACUUUUGAGAUCCA